CUCCGGUAAGGCAGACUGACUUGGGGGAUCCCAUAUGCGCGGGGACGGCCUGUACCAUGGAACCAACAGCAAAGAAGAUCUUUAAAGGAGUUUUAGUAGCUGAACUUUUGGGUGUUUUUGGAGCAUACUUUUUGUUUAAUAAGAUGAACACAAACCAAGAUUUCAGGCAAACAAUGAGCAAGAAAUUUCCUUUCAUCUUGGAAGUUUAUUACAAGUCCCUUGAAAUGUCUGGAAUGUAUGGAAUUAGAGAGCAAGAUCAAGAAAAGUGGAUGAAUAGCAAAAAUUAAGAAAUUGGCUGUUGAUCACUUUACUAGAGAAGAAAUGCAUAGUAGCAAGCAAGACUAAAUUCCCACAGUGAUCAUGGGCAGAGCUUGGAAUAUUUAAGGCAAAAUGUAGACUUUAAUUCAGAGAUCUUAUUUUUUGGACUAUGGAAAUGUCAUGAAGAUAUGUCUACAAUGUUAUCAAUUUACUUACUAAGUAUUCCUUAACUCAUCUAUACUUCUGAAUCUAUAAACUUUUCAAAAUGGCCAAUAAGAAAGUGUUGUUUUUUGGUAUUAAUUUAAAUUCAUACAAGGUUCUAAAGGUAUAUUAACUUGAAAUACUGUUAUAUUUAAUUCCCACCUUUCCUGAAAUAGUAUUACUUAAACUCCUUGUAUCUUUGGUGUCAAUGUCAAUAGCAGUACUAGAGAUCAUUGGGAAGAUUCAAUGUUUGGCUUCAUAUAUCCUGUAUGUAUAAAUGUGUAGUCCCAAUAAGAAAGCACUUUUGUACCACUUUUUAAUUCCUAAUGAUAUUCAACACCUAUAGGUGGAUAUAAUGUACCUCCUCUAUCCCCCUCCUCCCCAAAUCAUCUCUCUCUCUCUCCCCCAAAUCAAUCCCAUCAGGUAUCCUAAAAUCUUAGGCUAAUUUCUCCUGAAGUAUUAUUAUUGAAGGCAAGGUUACAAAGGGAAUAGCACCUAGUAAAAGCUGCAAGAGGACUUCAGAUAAACAUGUUUUUCCUAAGGGAUGAUCUUGAGAAAAACUGCACAUGCCAUUAAUAUCAAGUAUGAUCUUAUAUCAUUUAAAAGCAGGUGAUAUUUGAACAAUAACAAAUAACUACCAAUUAAGUCAUCUUGCAACUAGGGGACAGCCUAAAUGUAAAUAAAGUUUUAAAGAUAGCUUUUCACUACUUUUUAGCUUGGCAAAUUAAUUUUUAUUCAUUAUUUACUAGGAAGUACAAGCUAAAUAUUAGAAGCAAAAGAGUGUUUCCUCCAAUUUUAUCAAAAAACUUAAAAGCCAUUACUUGAUGCAACAUUCUUUUCAUUUAUUAUCACCUUUCAAAUGGUAUACUCUAAAACAUAAUCUUUU
Messenger RNA from Perognathus longimembris pacificus (Pacific pocket mouse), 1345 nucleotides. It is a transcript of the gene Cebpzos, whose product is annotated as CEBPZ opposite strand. Bases 57 to 287 code for a protein of 76 amino acids. The transcript has 5 exons. NCBI's taxonomy places the organism in Eukaryota, Metazoa, Chordata, Mammalia, Rodentia, Heteromyidae. The record is from RefSeq and is a predicted model, not a curated record.